Molecule: messenger RNA, 2581 nt
Organism: Rhincodon typus (whale shark)
Lineage: Eukaryota; Metazoa; Chordata; Chondrichthyes; Orectolobiformes; Rhincodontidae
Exons: 2
Coding region: 42-2030 (662 amino acids)
Source: RefSeq, a predicted model, not a curated record
UAAAUAAGGGGUGGGCUGUGGGCUGGGGAAGAGGCUCCCUGAUGUCCCGCCCUAGUUUUCAGUCACUACAGAGCCGUUGGGCUGAGUGGAGGAGUUCCCUGUGCUGCUGCCGGGCUCCGGAUCCUAACGCUGAUAACAAUAUGGGUGGCAGGCUAAGUAGAAAAAGGAGGGGCUACAAUGUGAAUGACCCCAAAGAGAGCAAAUCUGCUGCAGAGUCCACUGACCAGCCUGAAGUGAAACAAGAUGAGCCUGAAAGCAAGGAUGUUUCCAAGGAACAGCUCAAGACUCCAGAAGCUGAGCUGCCUGACCAGCAACCAGAUGAGGCCCCCAAAGUAACUAGUGAAACCACUGAGGGAAACCAAACUGAUUCAACUGUGACCAUUGAAGGCAAAGCAGCCAUUGGUGCUCAAGACCAUGAGGCAGUACUCUCUUCAGAGGCACAAGAGAGUGCAACCUGCACAAAUUCUGUAAAAGCAACAGAACAACCAAGCCAGGAGGACCAUCAGACAACUAAGGCUGAAAUUGAAUCUAGCUCAAGUGCUGAAGUUCAUGUGCCAGUGUCUAGUGAAGAGACCACACUAAGUGGUGUGGUGGCAGUGAGCAGCCCAAAUGGAGAAGCCCAGGAGAAACCAGUUCUCCCCUCAAAGCAUGUGAAUGAAGGCCCAAAUUUGCCAACAGAGAAACUAGAGUCUGACCAUGCUGCACCAAAAAUCAUGGAAAACAACAAACAAUUAAACUCCAGUGUGAGCCUAGAUGUCAAAGUUCAAUCUGGCCAAGUUCCUGAAGGAAUAGCUGAGACAUCUGAGCAGGAAUUGACCAAAACCCAGGAUAGUCUUUCUGAGCAAGCUGAAAGCUCUGACCUGGAGACCAAGUCUGAACCUGGAGCUGAAAAUGUGCCCCAUGAGACUGAGACACCAAAAUUGUCUGAAAUAACUGAGGAAACCCCUAUUGAUCUUGUCUUGAAGAAUGAAGUGGCCAAAUGUGCAGAUCUCCAGAAAAACCUAUCUGGACCAGGCACUAUGGAUGAAGUGCAGGAAAAGAUGGUGAGUAAAUCUACUCGUACUGCCCAAGUAGUAGCUGAUUUAAAAACAGAAAAUUCUGAUCACUUACACGAUGGCUCUGUUCAAGGGGUCACUAACAAAGUGCCUGAAGAUCAGGGCCAAUUGCUGGAAGGUUCUGGAAAUCUAUCUGUAGACACUUUGAGGGAGGAAAGUGUGACAGAUUUAGUUCCAGUAGAACUGAAGGGUCCUGAGACUGACCCUGCUCCCAAGGCUGUUAGUGUACCAGAAAAGACUACCCAUGUAGUCACACAAUCACCAGAUCCCAUAAUGGCUGAAUGUGCUCCAGGGACUUCUCCUCCAGUAACUGAGAAGGUCAUCCAAUUAGGAUCUCCAGAUGCCACAGCAGAAGAAUGUUCUCCAGAGACUCUUCCAAAUGCUGACAAGGAAAUAUCUGAAACCAGGCUUGAGCAAACUCCAGAAAUGAGCCACCAAGACAGGGCAGAAAUAGCCCUGCUCAACAGCAGUUCUGAGAAAAUACCAGCUAUUAAGCUAACUGUCUAUACAGAAGCCUUGCAGGAAGAGAAAAUAGAAAUGGACACAGAACUAAUGACUAAGGAGUCUCCAAAUCAUUUUGACACCAAGGAUCCAGAUCCAGAUCCACAAAAUGAAAUGCUUCCUGAGAAACAGUCCACUUCAUGCUUAGUUGAACUGAUUUCAGACCAAGAAGUUGUGAAAGUAGGUAACACUUCAGAUCAUCCUGUCUCUGAAUCCCAGAGUUCUUCUCUGGAUGUUGGGGAACAGAGUCUAACAGAUCAGACCAAGACAGAAGCUACUGUUCCUACUGAAAAUGUGUCUGUGGUUGGUGCAUCAAGCCAGAUUGAAAAGACCAGCCUUGAUGAGACUCCCAUUGCUAAUGGGACCCCAUUAGAUACUGGAGUGGGAGAUUUCAGCAAAUCCAUGAGUAAAGUCAGUGGUCAAGAUGCUACAGCUGAAGAGUAUCUUCAAGACCAGAAUUGUGAUAUGAAGUGAUAGAACAAAAUGUAAAUCCAUUGAACAAGCAGAAAUAGAUCUUUGGAGGAAUCUGAUCAAACCUUGGAUUCAGGGCUGAGUCAGUGACUGCAAAAUGGGAUGCCAAAGCAGUGAGGCUUUUACACAAAUGAAUCACCUGUGGAAGAUGUGGAAUUUGAAUCUUGUUCAAACUGGCUAGCAGCUAGGUUUUGAUUUGACUAAAGACUGAGCUUAAUGCUGCAAGAAGGGGACACUUUUUUUCUCUUGACUUGCAGUAUAUGAAUUUGACUGGUUCCAUGAUUUUAUCUCAAUACAGAUGAUAAAUUUUGAAGAUCAAUGAAGACCCAGCCUUGUGCCAAGAGCUUUUGGGAUACAAGCUGUCACAUGAUACUUUUCAGGCAUGCAAAUCUACAAGUUUGAAUACUAAAUGCUAUGUUUUGAGAUGCACAUUUGAGUAGUUGAGGUAACUCUGAACCCCUCUUGCAAGAAGAUCAAUUGUAACUAAUUGGAUAAUGUGAAGGUUUUAAAAUUUAAAUGCUUUGAAAACUUAAUAAAUUAUGUAUCAUACUUGA